UUUUGCAUUUCUCCUGCAGCCAGGGCUGUACAGGAUGGAGCACAACAAAACCAGUGUACUGAGGGGCCUGCUCCUUCUCAGCCUUCUGCACCUCACACUGAGCCAUGCUGGAGUUUUCCUGGAAAAGGGGCAGGCACUGUCAGUGCUCAAGCGCUCCAGACGUGCCAACAAGGGAUUUCUGGAAGAGAUGCUGAAGGGAAACCUGGAGAGAGAGUGCCUGGAGGAAACGUGCAAUUAUGAGGAGGCUUAUGAAGCCCUUGAGUCCACUGUUCAGACGGAGGCAUUUUGGUCAAAAUACCAAGUAUGUCAGGGCCUGAGAAAGUCCAGGACAGUUCUGGAUGCUUGUCUAGAAGGCAACUGCUCUCAUGAUCUGGGACAGAACUAUCACGGGACAAUCAGCUACACCAAAUCAGGGAUUGAAUGUCAAGUGUGGACAAGCAAAUACCCACACAUACCAAAAUUUAAUGCCACUGUUCAUAAAGACCUUACUGAGAACUACUGCAGGAACCCAGACAACAGCUCAGAUGGCCCCUGGUGCUACACCCGAGACCCAACAGUGGAACGGGAAGCUUGCCCCAUCCCAGUGUGUGGUGAAGAGAGAACAACAGUUGAAUUCACCCCACGGGAGACACCCCCACCCCCAGUGGAGCAAUGUGAAGAAGACAAAGGCAUGCUCUACACAGGGACACUCUCCAUCACUGUGUCUGGAGCCAGGUGCCUGCCAUGGGACUCUGAGAAAGCCAAAGAGGUGCUCUUUGGAAAACACCUUGACCCCCACGUGAAGCUGCUGGAGAAUUACUGUCGGAAUCCUGAUGGAGAUGAGGAGGGUGUCUGGUGUGUCACAGAUGAACCACCCAACUUUGGAUAUUGUGAUCUGACCUACUGUGCCAGCUCGCUGGAGGAUGGGAACGAACAGUCAGAGGGAAUAUCAGGACGUACUACCCUUCCACAAGAGUUCAAAACCUUCUUUGAUGACAAAACCUUUGGUUCAGGUGAAGCAGACUGUGGCACUCGUCCUUUAUUUGAGAAGAAAAAGGUAACAGACAAAAGUGAGAAGGAGCUGCUGGAGUCCUACAUAGGAGGCAGAAUUGUGCAUGGAGAUGAUGCAGAAGUUGGCAGUUCCCCCUGGCAGGUGAUGCUCUACAAAAAGAGUCCUCAAGAGCUGCUGUGUGGUGCCAGCCUCAUCAGUGACAGCUGGAUCUUGACUGCUGCUCAUUGCCUUUUUUAUCCACCCUGGGACAAGAACUUAACUACAAAUGACAUCCUGGUGCGGAUUGGCAAGCACGUAAGGGCAAAAUAUGAAAAGAAUAAAGAGAAAAUUGCUCUGUUGGAUAAAAUCAUCAUCCAUCCAAAGUACAAUUGGAAAGAGAACAUGGACCGAGACAUUGCAUUAAUGCACUUGAAGAGACCCAUCAUCUUCAGUGACUACAUCCACCCUGUCUGUCUGCCCACCAAAGAGAUGGUGCAGAGGCUGAUGCUGGCUGGUUACAAAGGGAGGGUUACUGGCUGGGGAAACUUGAAAGAAACAUGGGCCACCAGCCCAAGCAACCUUCCCACAGUUCUGCAACAGCUCAAUGUGCCCAUUGUAGACCAAGAAAUCUGCAAGGCAUCCACCAAAGUUAAAGUCACUGACAACAUGUUCUGUGCAGGUUACAGUCCUGAAGACUCCAAGAGAGGAGAUGCUUGUGAAGGGGACAGUGGGGGACCUUUUGUAAUGAAGAACCCAGAUGACAACCGUUGGUAUCAAGUGGGAGUGGUGUCAUGGGGAGAAGGUUGUGACAGAGAUGGCAAAUAUGGAUUUUAUACCCACGUAUUCCGCCUGAAAAAGUGGAUGCGAAAAGCCAUCGAGAAGCACGGGGGAUAAAGGAAAUAUUUACCUUGCUCUCAGUUUUGCUACAAUGCUCCACUUCCUAAAAAUAUAAGCAUAGAAGACCCUGAAGUCAAAGUUAUACCUUUACAACUCGAAGUGUUCUUCCUUGAAAAUAAAAAAGUUUUAAGACCCA
Molecule: messenger RNA, 2003 nt
Organism: Calypte anna (Anna's hummingbird)
Lineage: Eukaryota; Metazoa; Chordata; Aves; Apodiformes; Trochilidae
Gene: F2
Product: coagulation factor II, thrombin
Exons: 14
Coding region: 35-1864 (609 amino acids)
Biological process (GO): positive regulation of blood coagulation; blood coagulation; proteolysis
Cellular component (GO): extracellular region
Molecular function (GO): calcium ion binding; serine-type endopeptidase activity
Source: RefSeq, a predicted model, not a curated record